UAUUUUUAUUCAUACUGUUAUGUGAAUCAACUUUCCAAUGUGGCAAUGUAUCUCUAGGAGGUCAGUGCUACGUGUUUGACCCCCAGUGCUAGCAGCCCCCCAUUACCAACCAUAGCUGAGACCACUGACAGUCAGCAGAGGUCACAUGACCACCUUAUGAACUCAAUGACAUUGGACCUGACCCCAUGCUAUUCCCCCACCAUAGUUGCAAGUAAAAAACUUGUUCUUCAGAAUAAAAUGCAACAAUUUAAAUGUUCCACUGAAAAUACCAAUAACAAAAAUGUCCAAUCAAAGGAAAGUCAUAAAACUAAAACUGAAUCAGCAAUGUCAGAUGUUGGGUCAGAGGGUGGUUGGCAGUUUGAAAGUGAAGGGGACCUCUUAAUGUUUAAUGAUAAAGAAACUGUUGAAAGCACUGAAUUGGUUAUGACAGAUGAUUAUUAUUCAAAAGAUGAUAAUUUUGUUCAAAAUGAUGAAGUACUUAAUGAUGAAGUCAAUGAAAAUGCUGAGGUUAAUGAAGAUUUUCAGUAUAGUUUAGAUGAAUCGGAGAGAGAUUUGGAUGAAGUUAUUGAGGUUAAAGAGGAGGAAUCUGUUACCAAAGAAAUAACUGAGGUCAAUGAAAAACAUUUUGUGUCAGAUUCUAAAGAGUCAACUGGAGUCGACCAAGAAGUUAUUGUGUCAGAUGUCAAAGUGUUAAUUGAGGUUACCCAAGAAAAUGUUGUGUCAGAAACCAAAGAGUUAAUUGGGGUCAACCAAGAGGUUGUUGUGUCAAAUACCAAAGAGUUAAUUGAAGUCAAGCACAAAAAUAUUGUGUCAGGUGAGGUCGACAAAGAAAAUAUUGUGUCGGCUACCAAAGA
Owenia fusiformis is the source of this 854-nucleotide messenger RNA. Lineage: Eukaryota; Metazoa; Annelida; Polychaeta; Sabellida; Oweniidae. The record is from the annotation of a GenBank genome assembly.